Messenger RNA from Penicilliopsis zonata CBS 506.65, 1025 nucleotides. RefSeq lists its product as hypothetical. Gene Ontology annotation, biological process: zinc ion transmembrane transport. Gene Ontology annotation, molecular function: zinc ion transmembrane transporter activity. Gene Ontology annotation, cellular component: plasma membrane. The coding region runs from base 9 to 815 and encodes 268 amino acids. NCBI's taxonomy places the organism in Eukaryota, Fungi, Ascomycota, Eurotiomycetes, Eurotiales, Aspergillaceae. The transcript has a single exon. The record is from RefSeq and is a predicted model, not a curated record.
GGUUAGAGAUGCAUGACACGUCCGGAUCCAUCGAUUUGAACACGGUUGGGAAAUCCGUCCAAAGGGAUUCAGACGAGAUUGACUCUCCGUCGCACCGCGUUUCAAUCGAUGAUUUCCAGCCCUCUGCAAACCAUGUGAAACCCGGAAACGGGCACAACGGGCUUGGUCUCACUACUUCAGAUUCGUAUAUGGAUGGGGAUUCGUAUUUCCCCAAUGAAAACGAAGCUGAGAUUCCAUUACGUCCCAACAAUGAUCGUUAUCUUCAAGCAAACGAAGGCUUCGAGUCUGGUCGUUCAGUUCUACCACUACAAAACCCGCAGCGUCAGCUUCUACAGUGUCUUUUACUUGAAGCAGGCAUUUUAUUCCAUAGCAUUUUCAUCGGAAUGGCUCUGAGUGUAACAACGGGGACUCCAUUUAUCGUGCUACUGGUUGCCAUCAGCUUCCAUCAGACCUUUGAAGGAUUUGCUCUUGGGGCGCGCAUAGCGUCGCUCAUCCCGGAUCUUUUUGCACCAGAUUCCCCAAGACCAUGGCUCAUGGCUCUCGCGUAUGGGACCACCACACCCAUCGGGCAAGCAAUCGGUCUUGUCCUGCACAACCUCUAUGACCCUGCAAGCACAACGGGUCUCCUCAUGGUCGGCAUCACCAAUGCAAUCAGCAGCGGGCUCUUGCUUUUCGCAGGUCUGGUGGAGCUUCUUGCCGAAGACUUCCUCAGCGAGUCGAGCUAUGAGACGCUGCAAGGUAGGAGACGCAUUGAAGCUUGCAUAUCAGUCGCGAGCGGCGCGCUUUUAAUGGCAUUUGUAGGUGCCUUUGCUUAGCGAGCCUUACACGUGCUGUGUUCUUUUCUUUUAUUCUAGUGAGAUCUAAUAGUUGUACGUGUCUUCGUACCUAAAAAGGAAAGCCAUGUGCAAUAUGCAGAUGCUGUAUAAAUUGGCUGUCAAAGAAACUGGGGCUUGGAUUGUAUUAUAUAGUAGAGCCAUUAGAAUAGUUGGUCCUUGAUAAGUAAUAGGAUUUUGGUAUAAAAAAAA